AGUGGAUAAACAACAAACAGACAAGUAAAGGAUCGCCCUGAGGGGAAGGGUUCAUGAAUAGACCUCUGUUUUCUUCAGCCGAUAAGCGGUAAAACCCUGCAAUUUUGACAUGUCUGAAGACCCCAGGAACGGCAGCUUCUUAUCUGCGUCAACGCCCGGUGAUCAGAAUGGGCGGCCUAGCCUUCGCAGACGCUCCAGGUCGAGUUCCUUCUUGACCCCCAGUCCAGCUCCCGACAUUCCGCGAAAGCGGAAGCGCGGGAAGGACGAGGACAGUCUGAGCGUGUGCAGUCUGGACAUGAAGGUGAGCCACAAGGCCCGAGAAGAGCCCAGUAACAAGCGAACUCGAGGCCUGUCCAGGAUCUCCUCACUAGCAUCUAUGCUGUCUCCAGUCAAGCCUGUGAAGAAGAUUGGACAGACACUGCAGAGGUCGCUGAGCUUCAGGAAGAGCACAGACGAGUCGCCGAUGACAGCGAUCAAGCCGUACCACAUCGCGCCCACCCCGACCAAGCGACGGGAGAGCCUGCUCUGGAGCGACGUAUACGCCAAGAACAUCCGCAACGAGGUACUGACUCAGCAGCAGGUCAGGCAUCAGGAGGCCAUGUUUGAGCUGCACCAAGGAGAGAAGGACAUGGUCUCAGACCUACAGAUGGUGAAGAAGACAUACUAUGAAGCGAUGCGUGUCUUCAAAAUCAUGUCUGACGAGGAACUGAACAUCAUCUUUGGCACCAUGCAGACCCUUCAACCUAUCCACCAAGACUUGGUGGUGAGACUGGAAGCUGCACGGAAGUCAGACGGCAAGAUAGACAACAUCGGACAGACCAUGAUAGACUGGAUCCCCAGUCUGAAGUGCUACGUGGACUACUGUGCUCACCAGGUGGCUGCCAAGACUCUCCUGGACAGGAAGAAACAGGACCACCGAGUACAGGACUUCUUACAGCGCUGUCUGGAGUCACCCUUCAGCCGCAAGCUUGACCUCUGGAACUUCCUAGAUGUUCCCAGAAGCAGACUUGUGAAGUACCCACUGCUGCUGAAGACCAUCCAGAAAUAUACUCCAAACCACAGUGAAGAUAAGGCCUUGCUGCAGACAGCUGUGUCGCUUGUAGAGGAUGUGAUAGCCCAGGUGGACAAGAUGACAGGAGAGUCCAACUGUCGCUUCUACAUCAGCCGACUGGAGUACCUGGACGAGAAGAACGAACACCCGCUCAUCGGGCAGUCCAAACUCCUGCUGUGUGACGGCAUCCUCAGGAACAACAGGGGGACGAAGCUGCAUGUGUUCCUGUUUGAUGAGAUCCUGGUCCUGACGCGGCCGGCCACCCGUAACGACCAGCUGUGUUACCAGGUGUACCGCCAGCCCCUCCCCCUGUCGGACCUGGUGGUGGAGGACCUGACUGACGGGGAGGUCAGGAUGGGAGGGUCCUUCCGAGGGGCUCUCAUGACUAGGGAUGGAGGGAAGCACGUGUUCCGUGUGGCGCCGUCAGACCCCACAGCCGGGCAGGCGCACACCCUACAGGCCAGCAACGAACACGACAAGAAGAACUGGCUACAGAAGCUGAGGGAAGCCAUGGUCGGGAAACGCAGGCCUCUCUCCGAGGUCAAGUGUCAACCCGACAACAGACAAGCACAGGAUCGGGAGGACACAGAAAAGGCCACUGAAAAGAAGUCGAGCACAGUCAGGAAGAUCGCCUUCAGGAGACGCACACCCCUGACUCUUGGCAAGAGUAAAGGCGAAAACCAACAGGCACCCGACUCAAAAGGAGAUGACAACAAGGAGAAAACAUCCCCAGAAGAUGUAGAGAAAGAGAAUGAUAACAAGGAAGAAGAGAAGAAGGGCGAACCAAGCAGUUUGGUGGCAAAGGGAAGCAAAGUUUGCGUUGUCGACAUCGGCUUGGUAGAAGAUGAAGAGAAGGAGGAAGUGUCUUGUGAAAGAAGUGAAGAAACCUCAGUAGUCGCUGCCGAGAAAGAUGUCUGUGUCAUCGACCUGAAUGACAGAAUAGAAGAGAAGGCUGUCGAGGCACAAGAAACGGGUGACCAAACAGAAAGAGUGGAAGAAGAUGUGAAGGAUGAAGAAAGUACAGAGGAGUCGAAGCCAGAUGACGACAGGAGAAAGACGGCAGAGUUGUGGGGGGAGCUGCCUUUCAUUGACAUGUCCGGGGAGGCUGAGGUGCAGGACGAGGAUGGGCAGGCAGGGGGAGCAGCUGAGCAGGGGAACACAGCUGCAGUGGAAGAGAUCAGCCCCAGUGUUGGUAGCGAAUCCUGCUGUCAGCCAGACUCAAACACCACCAGGACAGUUGACUCUGAGGAGUUAGUAGUACCACAGAAGCCAGGAGAUUGUUCUGCAGUGUCCUGUGAACCACGAGAGCAGGAAACACACAGUAAAGCCAGCAGGACAGUGUCUUGCACAGAGACUGAGGUGUAGAGGUCACAUAGACUCUAUGAAGAGUAAGAACCCGAUACUUCAUUGGAUCACAUUCCACAUUGAGAAAAAGUUUUUGGAGACCCUGUAAAAUUGGCAAUAUUGUCACACUUUAUUUUGUACUUUCAGUUAUACUGCAUUUUGUUUGAGAUAAACAUAAUAGCUUGUUACCUAAGCAGGGAGUCAGGUCUGGCUUGUAAGGCCUUUAGUUCUUCAUAUUUCUGUGGAAAAUGUGAGAGGAUAUUGGAACUAUAGGCUACUUGAUAAUGUACUGCUGUAUUCCAUGAAGUUUGAGAAGUGGCAUUAUAUAUAAGCAUGUUUUAGUUAUUACAGAGGCACAAUUAUAUGAAUUAUUUUAGUUUUUUUUUUGUUAUCACAGGUUACAAGCAAAUGCCAAAGUUGAUUUAAGCCAGUAGUCACAGUGCCAAGGUAAUUCUGUAGGUUAAAUUGCUGGUAAGAAAAGAAGUGCAGCUAUGAAUAUCCGUAGAACUCAGAUUAUUUUCAUAGAUGAAGUUAGAAGGACAUAACCUAGAGAGAGCUUGUAAAUAAGAGAUACACAUAGUUUGGAAGACAAAGAAAUCAGUUGUCUCUAGCAACGUAAAGUAGACAUCCACAGCAGCAGGUAGAGAUUUAGUUAAAAUUGCUGCAGCUAGAAUAGUCUAAUCUCAUUAUCAUUCUGUCACUUAGACACAUCCCCCAAUGUUGGAAGGAAGGUAGUAUAACCCAAAUGCAACUUAGAUACCAAAGGAUACAAGCCGGUUUGCCAUAGACUUCAACGUGUUCAGGCCGAAACGGAUUGCAUUUCUGUCAGUCACCCAUAGACUUUGUACAGGUUAAAACUUGGUCAUUGAUGUAUAGCAGGGAGAUGGAAAAUUUGAAGAACAAAAUUUUGUGAGAUCUUUAUGUGUUUGCAAUGAUCCUGCUGAUUUGGUUUGUUCAGAUAUUUUUGGACAGACGUUUUCAUACUGCGUAUCAUUGUAGGCGCUAUAAUUAUAAUCAAACUCCCCAUCUCUCUACUACACAAUUUUGCACCUAAUUCUGUAGAAUUGCUGGCCACAGAAAUGCAGUGCUUUUCCCACCAGACCAGUUGAAGAUGUGGCAAACAGACUUACGUAUGUAGAAGUAUAGGACUGUUUAUAAAGUAUCACACAUUACUGGUGGUGGUGUAUACUGUACGGUAGUUCAUAAUUUGUCAUUGGUUUUUAUGUUUUUGUGCAUUGGGUGUUAAUUGGACUGCCAGGCUGGCUAUUCAUAGUCACCAGGAAUAAUAGGCAACAGUAACAAUAAGUUAGUUGUUGGCUCAACUCCCUUUUUAGCAUACUGGAUACUCCAUGAUUAUAAAUACUAUAAGUAAUGGUAGUUGUCCCGAUAUAGCUAUGCAGUCUGAGAUCACCAUCUUAUGUCACUUGUAAAAAAUAUGUUAUUCAUUUUAUUUAUUUCACCUGUAAAUAUGUUUCAUGUAUCAAGUCCUUGCCAUGUUAACCCUUUCAUAUUUCUAACAAAGCUGUCAUUUUAUGUAGAGCUUGUAUGCAUCCGUUUUGUACUUUUCAGUGAGAGAUAAACACUCUACACCUGUAAACUAAUCGACAUUGCUUACUUGUGCAGUCACUUGCAACAAUGCUUUGUGCAGUGCAAAUAUCAGGCGUUACUGUCAUUAAAAUACAGAGUUUAAACGGGAAA
Branchiostoma belcheri (Belcher's lancelet) is the source of this 4093-nucleotide messenger RNA. Its product is annotated as rho guanine nucleotide exchange factor 3-like. Gene Ontology annotation, biological process: positive regulation of Rho protein signal transduction. The transcript has 15 exons. Gene Ontology annotation, molecular function: guanyl-nucleotide exchange factor activity. The record is from RefSeq and is a predicted model, not a curated record. The coding region runs from base 110 to 2416 and encodes 768 amino acids. NCBI's taxonomy places the organism in Eukaryota, Metazoa, Chordata, Leptocardii, Amphioxiformes, Branchiostomatidae.